Molecule: messenger RNA, 1659 nt
Organism: Bacidia gigantensis
Lineage: Eukaryota; Fungi; Ascomycota; Lecanoromycetes; Lecanorales; Ramalinaceae
Exons: 3
Coding region: 1-1659 (552 amino acids)
Biological process (GO): lipid metabolic process
Molecular function (GO): oxidoreductase activity
Source: RefSeq, a predicted model, not a curated record
AUGGGCGCUGUCUCCGAAUAUCUCCAUAGCCCUUUCACCUCGACCGCUCCAAUCGGACGGCAUCUCGACCUAUCCCGCUCAACGUUGGCCGUUGGCAACAACCAGCUGAACGACGAUCUCCAUGCUCCUACUCAUAUAGUAUCCACGCACUCCACAAUCAUGCCAGCCAGUGCCAUCUCGCCAGCGGCGAAAGCAAGUUCAAUGGAUCAAUCAGCCCCACUGUCGAUUUCCAAAGCCUCCUCUUCGUCCCCUUCCCCAGAGUUCACACCAGCAGACCGCUCACAAUCCAACACCUCCAUAUCAUCAACAGACGAGGAUACCACAACAGUACACCCUCUCGACCUGGAAAGAUUGGAUGCCAAACUCACGUCUGCUGGAAGGAAAGAGUCCACGCAGGGGCUGAAGGUGGGGCAUUCGUCCGUAAACACGAAGCCAUCGAGCAAGGUGCUGCGUGACACGUAUGGGAAUGAAUUCGAGCUACCAGAGAUCUCGAUCAACCAAGUUAGGGCUGCUAUCCCAAAGCAUUGCUUCGAGCGCUCAGCUCGCCGAAGCUUGGGAUAUGUUGCUCGAGAUUUCGUGCAGCUUGCCGCCAAUUGGUACCUUUUCCGUCACAUCCUGACACCCCUUGUCGCCUCUCCAGUCGCUUCGACAUUACUAUGGUCCACUUUCACAGUCAUCCAAGGCUUCAUAAUGACCGGCCUAUGGGUCUUGGCCCAUGAAUGCGGACACCAAGCUUUUUCGGAGUCCAAGACAAUUAAUGAUACCGUCGGGUUCAUCCUCCAUUCCGCACUUGGUGUUCCUUACUUCUCCUGGAAAAUCUCCCACGGCAAACAUCAUAAAGCCACUGGUCAUCUAGAAAGAGAUCAGGUGUUCGUCCCGGUCACUCGGGAUGUGUAUGCCAGCAAAUUCGGGAAGCUUGCUCAUGAGGUCGCGGAGCUAGGUGAAGAGACGCCGAUUGGUACGGCCUUGCACCUGAUAGGCCAGCAACUGGUAGGUUGGAAUCUGUAUCUAUCGGCAAAUGUGACCGGCCACAAUAAACAUGAGAAUGCACCUGGUGGCCGUGGAAAAGGAAAGAUGAAUGGCUUUGGGGGCGGGGUCACCCACUUCGAUCCUGAUAGUCCAAUCUUUGAGGAGAAAGAUAGACACUUGAUCUUGUUGAGUGACUUGGGUCUUCUAGCGACUAUCGCGGCCUUGACCUUUGUGGGCAUGACAUUUGGAUCCUUUGCCCUCACAGUCGGCUACAUCAUUCCGUACUGCUGGGUCAAUAAUUGGCUUGUAUGGAUCACCUACCUCCAACAUACAGACCCGACUCUCCCCCACUACGAGCCCAGUACGUGGAAUUUCACCCGUGGAGCAGCUGCCACCAUCGACCGUGAAUUCGGAUUCAUUGGCCGAUACUUCAUGCAUGGGAUUGUAGAGACCCAUGUCCUCCAUCAUUUUGUGUCGACGAUCCCCUUCUACAAUGCCGAUGAGGCGUCAGAGGCAAUCAAACCGAUCUUGGGCCGCCACUAUCGCUCCAACAUCGAAGGGGGUGCGCUAGGCUUUAUCAAGUCCAUUUGGACCUCUGCUCGUCAUUGCAGCUGGGUCGAGCCGAACGAAGGCGCUGAAGGUGAAGGAAAAGGAGUUCUUUUUUUUAAGAAUCGCUUGCAGACCCAGUAG